This is a messenger RNA of Sorex fumeus (smoky shrew), 3801 nucleotides long. RefSeq names its product CAP-Gly domain-containing linker protein 1-like. Gene Ontology annotation, molecular function: microtubule plus-end binding. The record is from RefSeq and is a predicted model, not a curated record. NCBI's taxonomy places the organism in Eukaryota, Metazoa, Chordata, Mammalia, Eulipotyphla, Soricidae. Gene Ontology annotation, biological process: positive regulation of microtubule polymerization; cytoplasmic microtubule organization. Gene Ontology annotation, cellular component: cytoplasm; microtubule plus-end; nucleus.
AUGAGUCUGCUGAGGCCCAGCGGGCUGAAGGCCCCCACCAAGAUCCUCAAGCAUGGGAGCUGGGCCCUGAAGGCGCCCUCGGCCGCGGCUGCUCCCGUUGAGAAGUCCGUGCCUGGAGAGAAAACACCCAGCGCCCCCUCCUCGGAGACGCAGGAGGAGUUUGUGGACGACUUCCAGGUGGGGGAACGAGUCUGGGUGAAGGGGAACAAGCCUGGAUUCAUCCAGUUCCUCGGGGAGACCCAGUUUUCCCCUGGUCAGUGGGCCGGGAUCGUCUUGGACGAGCCCAUUGGCAAGAACGACGGCUCGGUGUCGGGUGUGCGCUACUUCCAGUGCGAGCCGCUGAAGGGCAUCUUCACCCGGCCGUCCAAGCUGAGCAGGAGCUUGCAGGCCGACGAUGAGACCAACGGCCUGCAGCCAGCACCUGCUGCCCGGGCCACACCGCCCCUGUCGGCCUCUCGGGCCCCUGCCGCCGCCCCGAAGGCGCCCCAGCCCUCCACAAAGGAGGCACCGGUCGCCCCUCACAUCAGCAACCUGACCAGGACGGCCAGCGAGUCCAUCUCCAACCUCUCGGAGGCUGGCUCCCUCAAGAACGGGGAGCAGGAGCUGAAGCUCGGGGACCGGGUGCUGGUGGGAGGCGUGAAGGCCGGUGUGGUGCGCUUUCUCGGGGAGACGGACUUUGCCAAGGGGAAUUGGUGUGGCGUGGAGCUGGACAAGCCGCUGGGCAAGAACGAUGGCGCCGUGGCCGGAUCGAGGUACUUCCAGUGUCAGCCCAAGUGUGGCUUGUUUGUUCGCAUUCACAAAGUCACCAAGAUCGGCUUCCCCUCCACGACGCCGGCCAAGGCCAAGGCGGCCCCCGCGAGGCGUGUGAUGGCCACCACCCCCGCCAGCCUGAAGCGCCGCCCGUCGGCCUCCUCGCUCAGCUCCGUGAGCUCCGUGGCCUCAUCCGUGAGCAGCAGGCCCAGCCACACGGAAUUAUUGCCGGUAACUUCCUCCCGCUGCGCCCGCAAGAUCUCCGGCACCACCGCCCUCCAGGAGGCGCUGAAGGAGAAGCAGCAGCACAUUGAGCAGCUGCUGGCCAAGCGAGACCUGGAGCGGGUGGAGGUGGCCAAGGCCACGAGCCAUGUGGGGGAGAUAGAGCAGGAGCUGGCCCGCCGGGACGGGCACAACCAGUACAUCCUGGAGCUGGAGGCCAAGAUGGACGAGCUGCGGGCCAUGCUGGAAGCGAGCGACUGGGAGAAGGUGGAGCUGCUGAACCAGCUGGAGGAGGAGAAGAGGAAAGUGGAGGACCUCCAGUUCCGAGUCGAAGAGGAGUCCAUCACCAAAGGCGACCUGGGUAAAGCCCGGCAGGAGGUGAAGGCCCUGCAGGCGGCCUCCGAGAAGCUCGCCAAGGAGAACGAGGGGCUGAGAACUAAGCUGGACCAUGCCAACGAGGAGAACACGGACGUGAUCUCCCCGUGGAAGUCCAAGCUGGAGACGGCCAUCGCCCCGCACCAACAGGCCAUGGGCAAGCCGAAGGCGUCCGUGAGCCGGGGCGUGGGCGCCGAGGCGGCCGAGCUGGCCGAGCUCAAGAUGCAGAUGGAGAGGCUGCAGUUCGAGUACCAGCAGGAGGUAGAGAACUCGAAGGCCCAGCAGGUGGCUGAGCGUGCAGCGCACGCCUUUGAGCUGCAGACGCUCAGGUCGCGGCUGGUCAGGAUGGCCCAGGAGCAGAAGAACAGCCUGGAGGCCGCGCGGGCCAAGCUCGACCAGACCGAGGACCAGCACCUGGUGGAGAUGGAGGACGCCCUGAACAAGCUGCAGGAGGCGGAGACGAAGGUAAAGCACCUGGAGGGGUUGCGGGCCAUGUGUAGUCAGCAAGCCCAGGCCCUGGCCGACACCACGGCGCAGCUGGAGGCCACCCAGGAGAAGCUCUUGCAGCUCGAUGGGCUCCGGAAGGCCAGUUGAGGUAAAUUGGGAAUGGAGAAGCUCAGGCAGCAGCUCCAGGUGGCUGAGCGGCAGAUUCAGGAGUUAGAGAAUGCAAAGUGGGCCGAGAGCGGCAGGUUGGCCGAUAGCCUGGCCGAGGAGCUGCAGGGGAAGGAGCUAGCGCUUCGUAGUCUUCAGGAGAACUUGAACGAAGUCAGUCGAGUGAAGGAGGCUUUGGAGAAAGAGCUUCGGGUGGACGUGAGCCGCAGCCAGUCCCAGGCUCUGCAGGCCGAGCACGCCAAGUCCACCACGGAGAGCCAGGCGCAGCACGAGGAGGCGCUGCAGGCCCUGCAGAAGCUGCAGCUGCAGGCGGAGGAGAAGCUGCAGGCGGUGCAGGCGGAGAACGGGAGCCUGCUGCAGGAGGUGGCCGAGCUGAAGACGCAAGCCGACAAGGCCAAGUCAUUAACUUCCCUAAUAACAUCAGAGGAAAUUGAGCUGAUGUCGGAGGAUCGCAGGGCCCUGAGGUCAGAGAAUCAAUUGCUGGCGAAGGAGAAGCUCUCUCUGAAGUCAGAGAGAGAGUCGUUGCUAUUGAAGUUGAAGGAAGCGGAGGCCAAAAACUCUUCGCUGCGGGAAGAGCAGAGGAAGCUCUGGCUGUUGAACCAAGCGAUUCUCUUCGAUAAAGAGAAGGUCAUCGAGGCCAGGCGGGCCGCAGAGAAGCUCUGGCAGGAGGAGCGGCUCGGCCGAGAAGCCCUCGAGGCGGAGAAAGAGAAAGUGCUGGAAGAGGGCAGGGCGGUGCAGGAGGAGCUCCAGAGGGUGGGCGCGGAGAACGACGCCCUGCAGGUCGCCAAGGUGGGGCUGCAGGCCCUGGUGGAGGAGCUGCAGAUGAGCAAGAGCGGCCUGGUGGCCGAGUGUAAGAAGGGCCUGGAGGAGAGGGGCCAGCUGGAGGAGCAUGUCAAGAAGCUGGUUCUGGAGAACCUAUCCCUGGCCAAGGACAAGGACAACAUCAUCCAGAAGCUGCAGUGCUCCUAUGAGGAGCUGGCUCGGGAUCAGAAGUCGCUGGUGCAAGAGAUCGCGGAGCUCACGGCCGAGAAGAAGUCGGCCCUCGAGAAGCAGUCGGCCCUCGAGGUGGCGCUGCAGGAGGCCCGGGAUGCGGCCCGCAGCCUGGAGAAGACACACGCCAGCAUGCUGCAGGCCAAGGAGGCGCUUGACGCCGAGCGGCAGGAGGAGUGCCGGCGGCUGGCGGAGGACAGGCUCGCGGCACAGCAGGCCCUGGUGCAGGAGCUGGAGGCCCGUGCCCAGGAGACCCAGGCGGCCGCCCACGAGGCCAGCCAGCUGCGAGGCCGCCUGGGGCUGCUGGAGCAGGAGGUGGAGGAGCUGCGGGCGCAUGCCCAGGGGCUGCAGGCCGAGCACCUGGACCUGGUGGAGGAGAAGGCGCGGUCAGACAAGAAGGUGGCCGAGAUCCUGCGGGAGAAGGAGCAGCUGGCCGGCAGUUACUUCCUCCUCCAGAAGGAGGUCAGUCGGCUGGCCCAGACCAGCAGCCACGUCUCGGCCAACCUUCUGGAGGCCCAGAAGGGGAACCGCGGUCUGAGGAAGGACAAAAUCAGGCUCGCCGUUAAAAUCAGAGAGCUCGAGACGCUGCCGGCAUUCACGGCUGUGCAGACAGCGGAAGAUGCCAGGCAUUUUAUGGAACAACUGUCCCAAGAGAAGACAGAGACCCUGGCCUCCCUGGAGGACACCAGGAACACCAAUGCAAACUUGCAGAAUAAAGAAAAGUUCGCAGAGGCUUCAGAAGAGUCAGCCUCUGUUCAGAAAAACAGGCAAGAAUCUGUUGAUAAGUUACAUCAACAAGAAGAACAGUUUAAGGCGCUGUCUUCUGAACUGGAGAAGUUGCGAGGAAAUUGA